AUUUUAGAAAGAAGAAGGGAGAGAAGAAGCUGUUCUUCAUACGUUUCAUUCUCUCAGUAUCCAAAACUAACAGAAAUCACGCCUCUCUCCAUUCCUCCUCCUCCAAACAAAACCCUAAUUUCCUCUCUCAGCAACAACAGAAAUAGAAGAAACCCCCCAUCUCUCUCGCAUUAACACUGAAAUCCCCUUCUCUUCAAUAACAAGAAUUGCCUUCUGUCUCUGUUAUUUCUAUCUAUAGCACUGAAACUCUCUCUCUUUUUUUAAAGAUUUCUGGGAGAGAAUAUUAAAAAUACAAGAUAAACAAAUUUAAUUUUCGCGGAGCGGUUACUGAAACGGUUACGUUUUAGGCUGUAGAGAUAUAGCCUUUCCUUUUGCUAGGGUUAGUACUUCUCUCUAUUAUCUCUCUGACCUUGUGUGUUUAUUUCGCUCUCUAUUAUUCUUGUUCAAUUUGUUCAUGUAACAAACCCUAGGGCAUUGCAGUUACGCUAUUAGAGAUACACAAGUGUAUGAACUAGGGUUUUCAAUUUUUUCUGCCUUCUUUUUUUUCCUGGGGUUGUCAUUGAAUUUCAACUGGUUUAUGGGAGUGAACUCUUGGUUUAGAAUUGUGGGUUUGCUUUGGAUGUUGCCUUGGACUUUUUGUUGAAUUGGGAUUCUUGUUAAAGAUGAGUGCCUGUUGAGUUUGUGGUGAUAUUAGAGAUAUUUAUCUGCAAAUCCAUCUUUUAAUAAAAGAUGGAAGUGUAGAAAAGAGAGGGAAAGCUUGGUGUCAUUUCAAAAUCUUUUUGCUUUUGAUUAAUAUGUGGUGGAAAAGAUGUACAGGAUAGAUAAUUCGAGAGUUGGUUAGUUGGUGAUUGUUUAAUCAUUGGAAGAAUGGUGUUUAUUUUAGGAGAGAAAAGUAGGGUUAGGAGCUACACGGUAUAGUGGUUUUGUAUAGGAUAAUAGCUCUCUUAAGAGGGGGUGAAGAAGAUUGAGAAGUGUUUUCUUUUUUUUCUUGUUGGAUCUGAUGAUGUUAAGUGCUCGUACUUAUGGAAAGAAGUGAGCCCUCAUUAGUACCAGAAUGGUUGAGAAGUCCAGGCAGUGUUUCUGGGGCUGGCAAUUCAGCCCACCACUUCGCAUCGUCUUCUUCCCACUCAGAUGUCUCUUCAUUGGGAAAUCACACCAGAAAUAGGAGUUUUAAGAGCAUAAAUGAUUUUGAUUCCCCUCGCUCUGCUUUUCUGGAUCGGCAAUCUUCAUCUAAUUCACGGAGAAGUUCUAUCAAUGGGUCUGCAAAGCAUCCUUACAGUAGUUUUAGUAGAAGUCACCGGGAUAAAGAUCGAGAAAGGGACAAAGAGAGAUCAAGUUUUGGAGACCAUUGGGACAGAGACUCUUCUGAUCCCUUGGGAGGCAUAUUAACCAGUAGGAACGAGAAGGACACCUUGCGCCAUUCCCAUUCAAUGGUAUCGAGGAAACACAGUGAGGUGAUGCUGCGCAGAGCUGCAUCGGAAUUAAAAAAUGGGAGCAGCAGCAAUCACGCGAACAGCAAUGGUUUGGUUUCUGGGGGUAGUUUUGGUAGUAGCAGUCAGAAGGCAGUAUUUGAAAAGGAUUUUCCCUCACUUGGAAAUGAGGAUAGGGAAGGAGUGCCUGAUAUAGCAAGAGUUUCGUCUCCUGGUUUAAGCUCAAGUGUUCAGAACUUGCCUGUUGGUAGUUCUGCUUUGAUUGGUGGAGAGGGAUGGACAUCAGCUCUGGCAGAGGUGCCAACUAUUAUUGGAAACAGCAGUACGAGUUCUUCAUCUACUGCACAGACUGUUGCUGCUUCUUCAUCUGGCACUUCAAGUGUAAUGGCUGGUCUCAAUAUGGCUGAAGCAUUGACUCAAGCUCCAUUAAGAACUCGCACUGCUCCACAGCUGUCUGUCCAGACACAAAGGCUUGAGGAAUUGGCUAUUAAGCAAUCAAGGCAGUUAAUACCUGUGACUCCCUCUAUGCCUAAGAAUUUGGUUCUCAGUUCAUCUGAUAAAUCAAAGCCUAAAACAGGAAUCAGACCUGGUGAGAUGAAUAUGGCUGCCAAGAGCUCACAACAGCAGUCUUCAUUGCACCCUGCUAAUCAAUCUUCUGUAGGGGUACAUGUAAAAUCUGAUGCAACAAAGACAUCGGGGAAGCUAUUUGUUCUCAAACCGGUAUGGGAAAAUGGUGUCUCUCCUUCUCCAAAGGAUGCUGCUAGUCCAAAUACUUCCAGCAGAACUGCAAAUAGUCAACUUGCUGCUCCUUCAGUUCCAUCUCCGCCUCUGAGGAGUCCAAACAACCCAAAGAUUUCUUCAGUGGAUCGCAAGCCAACUAGCUUGAAUUUAAAUUCAGGAUUUGGUGGGGAAAAGAGAACCCAGAGCAGGAAUAAUUUCUUUAAUGACCUGAAGAAGAAAACUGCUAUGAACACUUCUUCAGUUGCAGAUUCAGCAUCUGUUGUUUUGUCUCCGGCCAGUGAGAAAUCUUGUGAAGUAAUUAAGGAAGUUGUCAGUGCUCCUGCAAGUCCUCAAGCUGUUCAGAAUGGUGCUGAACUGACUAGCAAUGGUGGGACCUUAGAAGAGGUUCAAAGAUUUUCUGAGGAAGAGGUUUCUUUCCUUCGUUCUCUAGGGUGGGAGGAAAAUUCAGGGGAGGAAGAAGGACUCACAGAGGAAGAGAUUAAUGCCUUCUUGCAAGAGUAUAUUACAAAGAAGCCGUCCCUGAAAGUGUGUCGAGGUAUGCUGCAAAAUCCGAAUGAAUGCCAUGCUGCGACUUUGGGUGGAGCUUCCUUUGCAUCCAGCUCAUCUGACUCUGGAUCAGAUGCUUAAUGCUGAUCUCUGAAACAGUAGACCCAAGAGAUUCCGAUUUUUGAUGACAGGUUGCUAGUUUCUUUCUUUCUUUCUUUUUUCUUUUUUUUUAAGAAGGCUGGUAAGUUGCGAAUGGAAGAAGGGGGUGAAUUUUUGGUUGGAACUCUGCAUUUUGCAAAUAGUGCACUAAGUUACAGAUGCCCCGAAUCCUGCCUUCCCAGUAUAGGGUAAUUUUCAAGAUGUUAAGGUUGGUUGGUUUGGGAGAAGGGUAGGUUAGAGCUGUUUUGUCGGGGAGAAAUCGCUACAUCGUUUGGGGGUAUUUCGUCUUUUUCACUUUUCUUCGCUAAAGGGUUUGAUUCUACAAAGAAAGCUUAUGGGUUUUUUGCCAAUUUUACGGAAAGAGAGAAAAUCUGAAGGCAUCAUUUUCAGUUUAGUUAAUGCAAGUAUUUUUUGUGUUCUCA
This is a messenger RNA of Populus trichocarpa (black cottonwood), 3238 nucleotides long. RefSeq lists its product as uncharacterized. The record is from RefSeq and is a predicted model, not a curated record. The transcript has 5 exons. Lineage: Eukaryota; Viridiplantae; Streptophyta; Magnoliopsida; Malpighiales; Salicaceae. The coding region runs from base 1023 to 2798 and encodes 591 amino acids.